This is a messenger RNA of Andrographis paniculata, 1650 nucleotides long. RefSeq names its product enolase. Gene Ontology annotation, biological process: glycolytic process. Gene Ontology annotation, cellular component: phosphopyruvate hydratase complex. The record is from RefSeq and is a predicted model, not a curated record. Bases 89 to 1423 code for a protein of 444 amino acids. The transcript is spliced from 17 exons. Lineage: Eukaryota; Viridiplantae; Streptophyta; Magnoliopsida; Lamiales; Acanthaceae. Gene Ontology annotation, molecular function: magnesium ion binding; phosphopyruvate hydratase activity.
UUAUAUAAAGUGGUGGGCGAGUCCAACUCCUCCUGUACUUCUUUCAUCUUCUUCCAAGUUCCUUAUUCACAGAUCUAAUCACUCUCUAAUGGCCACUAUCAAGUCCGUCAAAGCUCGUCAGAUCUUCGACAGUCGUGGAAAUCCUACGGUCGAGGUUGAUGUGCAUGUAUCUACUGGUGUCUUUGCUAGGGCUGCUGUCCCUAGUGGUGCAUCCACUGGAAUUUACGAGGCUCUUGAACUAAGAGAUGGAGGAUCAGACUACCUUGGCAAGGGUGUCUCAAAGGCUGUGAGUAAUGUCAACACCAUCAUUGGCCCUGCCCUUGUUGGGAAGGACCCAACAGAUCAAACUGGUAUUGAUAAUUUCAUGGUUCAACAACUCGACGGAACCCAGAAUGAGUGGGGUUGGUGCAAGCAAAAGCUUGGUGCAAAUGCUAUUCUUGCUGUAUCUCUUGCUGUAUGCAAAGCUGGGGCAGCUGUCCUUAAUAUUCCAUUGUACAAGCACAUUGCUAACCUAGCUGGCAACAAGAAACUAGUGCUACCUGUUCCGGCUUUUAAUGUUAUCAAUGGUGGAUCACAUGCUGGAAACAAACUUGCUAUGCAGGAAUUCAUGAUUCUUCCUGUUGGAGCUUCUUCAUUCAAAGAGGCCAUGAAGAUGGGUGUGGAAGUAUAUCAUCAUUUGAAGUCUGUUAUUAAGAAGAAAUAUGGGCAAGAUGCUACAAAUGUUGGUGAUGAGGGUGGCUUUGCACCCAACAUUCAGGAAAACAAGGAAGGUCUUGAGCUGCUUAAGACAGCCAUUGAGAAAGCUGGUUAUACAGGAAAAGUUGUUAUUGGAAUGGAUGUUGCUGCAUCUGAAUUUUAUUCAUCAGACAAGACUUAUGAUUUGAACUUCAAGGAAGAGAGCAAUGAUGGGUCCCAAAAGAUAUCCGGCGAUCAACUCAAGGAUCUCUACAAGUCAUUUGUUUCUGAGUACCCAAUUGUGUCUAUUGAAGAUCCAUUUGAUCAGGAUGACUGGGAGACCUAUGCAAAACUCACCAAAGAAAUUGGUGCUGAAGUACAGAUAGUGGGAGAUGAUCUCCUCGUCACUAACCCCAAGAGAGUUGAGAAGGCAAUCAAGGAGAAGACUUGCAAUGCACUUCUUCUUAAGGUUAACCAGAUUGGUUCUGUGACUGAAAGUAUUGAAGCUGUAAAAAUGUCGAAGCAUGCUGGUUGGGGAGUGAUGGCCAGCCACAGAAGUGGAGAGACAGAGGACACCUUCAUUGCGGAUCUCUCUGUUGGACUGGCCACGGGCCAAAUCAAGACAGGGGCUCCUUGCAGAUCAGAACGUCUGGCAAAAUACAACCAACUGUUGAGGAUUGAAGAGGAAUUAGGUUCCGAGGCAGUAUAUGCAGGAGCAAGCUUCCGCGCACCUGUUGAGCCUUAUUAAAUUUGCACUUUGCACUGCUCCAAAUGCAGCUUGAGAAUUUAUAUCCAAUUAUUAGAAGACCCGAUCUUUGUUUUGUGGAUUCCGAGCCUUUAUUUUUCUUUAAUAAGCGAGAGUUAUGUUUUGACCUUAAACCUUACCACUCUGGUCUUAAACUGCGAGAACACUGAUCGCAUUUUGUAUUUUGGCAUUCUUAUCUUUGCUAUAUAUUUAUACAGCCUCCGAACUCA